UGAUUCCAAGUGACCAUUCUAAUCUUUGUUCUGCGUUUCCUCCUUCCAGGUUCGUUGGAUGAUGUACUGGAUUGUAUUUGCCCUUUACACUGUACUUGAAACUUUUGCAGAUCUCAUGGUGUCUUGGCUUCCACUGUACUAUGAACUUAAAGUGGCAUUUGUUAUCUGGCUGCUAUCCCCAUACACUCGCGGUGCAAGUUUACUUUACAGAAAGUUCCUACAUCCUCUUCUCUCCUCACGUGAACGGGAAAUUGAUGACUAUAUUAGUCAAGCCAAAGAUCGAAGCUACGAUACUAUGGUGAAGUUUGGAAAGCAAGGUCUAAACUUUGCUGCAACUGCUGCUGUGACUGCUGCAGUGAAGAGUCAAGGCGCAAUCACAGAAAGACUGAGAAGUUUGAGUAUGCACGAUUUAACAGCAAUACAAGGUGAUGAGCCAGUAGGAUACCGUGCUGUCGAUGCCAGAAGGAAGGUGAAACAUUUGAAAGAUGAUGCUAACAGGAGUUUUAAUUUUGAUGAUGAUAUGGAUGGUAAGGGGCAGUCAGAGGAAGACCAUGAUGCUGCUCAUUCAGACGAUGAGAUUGCCAAACAGAAAUACCUCCGACGAUCACAGAGCCUUAAACUGAAACAGCGAGGCUAUCGUAAAGAGACCAGGUAUGGAUCACUGAAACUGAGAACAAAGAAGAGAACCCAAUGUACUUAUAUCACUACAGGAUGAAGUGACUAUUUUGCUAAAGAUUUCUACUGAUUGUGACUUAACCUGAAUAUACGCAGUUUGAUAUGUUAUAAAUAUUUCAAUUUUUCAAAAAAAAACUGCAAAUCCAUGGUUCCUACAUAGUCUCUUCUUGACUGAUCCCACUGAGUUAACCCUGCAAAUGACUGCCGCUUUCCUUGUAAGUGUGUCCUGUGAUCAGUGGGCUUGAAAGUAAUGAACAUUACUGGUAGUUUAUUUUUAAAAAAAUUAACAGGAAAUGUAAUCAUCAUUGAUCAACUUAACUUUUUGCCUGAAGUGUAAUCUGUAACUAUUGGAACAGAACAAAGAAGAAUUGGACAACUGAGAAACCAAGACUGAUUAUUUCAAGGAAAAAAUAUGAAAUACUUGAAUCCUAUAAUACUUCCAGGUCUUAAAAAUAACUUGAAUUUGAGCUAUCUUUAAAGCAUCUAAGUCAACAAAUAUUCCAAAUGCACUUUCUUCAUAGAAGUGCACACCUGACUCCAACUUAAAAUGUUUUCAGGAACGCUUGGUGACUUUGUAGAUUAAUAUUUGGAAUGUUAGUAUUGUAAUAUAUGUGCAUUUUACAAAUAACACGCUUCCAAAGUUGUGUAUUUUAAGCCAAAAUGCGAAAUUCUUGGUAUUUUCAAAUAUAAGUGUAUGGAACACUAAUUGCAUGUUUUUAUAGUUUUGUAAAGUUUAAUGGUGCCUUCACUUCAAUAAGGUUGGGAUGUGUUUAUGCUGUAAAUCCUUUAAUUUCCUUCAUUUUUAAACAUGAAAUAUACCGAUGUAAUUUUUGAAGCAAGUACUUGGGGAAAUUAUCAUGUGUAGUCUUGAAUGUAAAGUAUUCUCUGAAUUCUGCCAUUCGGGUAAAUGUUGACACUGUGUAGUAGAUGACUAUUUAUUUACCAGGUCCCCAAAAUAGCUGAAGUUUUGGUUGUGUUCUGAUGUGUAGAAUGCAGCUGAGCUGCAACAGAUAUACCAAUUAGUGCAAGACUUGGAGCUUAUAUUUUAAUAAAUUUACUUCUGAUAGAA
Molecule: messenger RNA, 1744 nt
Organism: Chiloscyllium plagiosum (whitespotted bambooshark)
Lineage: Eukaryota; Metazoa; Chordata; Chondrichthyes; Orectolobiformes; Hemiscylliidae
Gene: reep3b
Product: receptor accessory protein 3b
Biological process (GO): endoplasmic reticulum tubular network organization
Cellular component (GO): cytoplasmic microtubule; endoplasmic reticulum tubular network; endoplasmic reticulum membrane
Molecular function (GO): microtubule binding
Source: RefSeq, a predicted model, not a curated record